This is a messenger RNA of Syngnathus acus (greater pipefish), 4220 nucleotides long. RefSeq names its product kelch-like protein 34. The record is from RefSeq and is a predicted model, not a curated record. Gene Ontology annotation, molecular function: protein binding. The transcript has 6 exons. The coding region runs from base 2313 to 4088 and encodes 591 amino acids. NCBI's taxonomy places the organism in Eukaryota, Metazoa, Chordata, Actinopteri, Syngnathiformes, Syngnathidae.
GGGCACACACGUCAUUCACCCACCUUUUCUUAUGCCACCGGUAUGGAUGGCCGUACUUAGCAAGUGUGUGUGUCUGUGUCUGUGUCUGUGUGAGCUGAUACGCAAGUGUGUGUCCGUGCAGAACUAGGCCGGUGCCAUUUUAAGAUUAAGAGCAUCCUAGCAAUGAGAUCCGAGCUGAAAUCAUCAUGUUUCCCAAUGAACUCUGGUUUUGCUCAUUCACCAGAACGGCAGGUCCCUUCUGUGUAUCACUCGUCUAUUUAUAGUGAGAACAAAUCCCAGAUAUGAGAGGAAUCCUGCCGCCACUUAGGAGAGAAGAGAGAGAGAGAGAGAGAGAGAAAGAGAGAGAGAGAGAGAGAGUGCAAGAAGGAAAGAUAUGGAAAGUUAAGAGUGUGUCAAGUCAGCCUCGCUUCAGUCAAUGCAACUUUUGUGUCGCCAGAAGGUCAGAGGAGACUAUGUCUAAACCUUCGUCCAACGUCAAGGCCCUGCAGGCUAAUCUGAACAUCCCGAUGGGAGCUCUGCGUCCGGGGGCGGGACAUCCUGUGAGGAGGAGAGAGGAGACGGGAGACAUGUGCCAGGCCAGCUCGCCGACGGAGCAGCCAAGCGAUGCCGCGCACCCUCCGCAGGAGGAAAAAAAGACUUUGCCCGGCGCCGUCAAACUGCCCGGCCCGGCCUUUAACCUCUCGGAGCUGAAGAACGUCAAGAGCGAAUUACGCGGGGUUGGCAAGGAAUAGCACGAGCCAGCGUCCAGGCGGUGAGGGAGGACCGACCAUUCAUCCAUUUGCUGGUUACCACGGCGAUGCUCCGAAACCACAAUUACAUCUUGGACAAAGUUUCGGUCGAGGGUCACCCAAUCAAAAUCCGCUUCGUCCGUUGAUGUUUCUUUGCCGAUCGAAUCAAUUGCGAUCCUUUUCGAGGCGGCGCUCCAAACACAAACUCUGAGCGUGUUCACCUCAUUCGAAUCUUUGGGCCGAUCAUGAUCAAUCGCAAAGACAAUUUUUUCUUCCGUUCUUCGACUUUUUCGCUCUAAAUGGCUUUCUCGUGCUCGACUUUUGUGCUAUUUUUGUGUCUUUAUCAAUAAAUCAUUUUGGUUGAAUAGCAAUCAAAAUGAAGUCGGGUCUUGGGCCUGAGUCAGCAAAAAUAUUGCAAUGGACCCUCGCUUGUAUGCUCGCUUGGCUUCAACCGUUUUUGGCCUUUUUCAUGAGGUGGCUUUUAUUUUGUUUUGUUUUCAAUUCACUUUGUAUUAAUGUUAGUUUUUAAUAGUUUUGAGAAAAUCGUAAGUCACUGUAUUGCUUCAUCAAUCAUUUUUAAUUGAGUUCUUGUAUUCCAUCUCCUUUAUGGUGUCGCGAACUGUCGUGUUUACUGUUUCUUCAAAGGGAUGGCUUGGAGCUCCUCCUAAAGCUACAAAUCCACCGUGUUCAAGUACCAUACACACUCAUAGGUGCCCUAUCCAUCAUCACGUCACAUGCCACACACACAAAUAGAGAGAAGGGGGGGGCAAUGCGGAGCAGCUGUAUCUAAGUUUAGCCUCCAUCAGGUCAUCGUGCAAUGCUUACAUCCACGCGGAACAAUCUGACUUUGUGUGGCAAGGAAGGAAACGGCCAUGCAAAGAGGCGUGAUGCUUAUUUCUGUGUUCAAGUGGAAUGAACACGCACACCCUUGGAUUCAUCUCUGAGGGCGGCGCGCAACUAUUCAGAGAUGAUAACCAUAAAUCACAGCCAAGUGGAAAUGGCAAUGAAACAAAGUCACUUUCAUGCGGAUGACCGCAUCGUGACAUGUUGUUGUUGUUCCCGCAUCAGCAAGACGCUAGCGAAAACACACAGACGGCUCUGGGAGCUCCCCAUUAAUCAAAAGGCCAUAAACACGCUGAAACCUGAUAAAGGGACCUGAUCUCUGCACCAAAAUAAGCCUGCAGGCUUAGCAUCCCUUGUUGACCUCCUUGUUGCGACACUGGCGCCAAAAUAUGUUUGAUGCUUGACUCCUUUGAGCUAGUUGUUUCUAUUCCUGUCGCCAUGGCGAUGAGAGCGCCUAAGUGCCUUGGCCAGGGCGACCUUGGAUUCAGACAGGCAGCUGCAUCUACCAAUGAGUUCAUCCAUUGGGAUGGACACUAAAGCCUGCCAGACUGCCUCCCUCCCUCUGCGUGUGGUAUUUGGGCGAUACUCCCACCCCGGGGCGCAAACCAAAGGGCAGCGGACAAAAAGCAAAGGCUCACAUUCAGGACAUUACAAAUCCAACAGGAGCCUGUUGGGAGGGUGUGUUCCUGAGGCGGUCAUCCGUUGAAUUUUUGACUCGUCCAACACAAGAGAAUAAUAUCGAUGGAUAGCUACUCCAUCCUCUAUAGCUCAUCCCACAGGACGGAGCUCCUCGCUCGCUUCCAGCGUCUGCGUUCGGCCGGGAGGAUGUGCGACGUAGUGCUGGAGACCGGCGACGCCUCCUUCCCAUGCCACCGGGCUCUCCUGGCCAGCUCCAGUGAGUAUUUCUGGGCCCUGUUCGGGGAUACUACGGCAGAGAGAUCGGCCGGCUGCAUCAAGCUCCCGGCUCUAACGCCUGUAGGCUUGGAUGUCAUCGUAGACUUCCUGUACUCAGGUUGGCUCAGAGUGUCGGCGAGCACGCUUCCUGAUGUUUUGGAGGCGGCGAGGUACCUGCAGGUGGACACGGCCGUUUCCAUAUGCGAACGCUUCAUUGUGGAUGAGCUCGGCAUGGAGAACUGUUGCCUCUAUGCUAACUUAGCAGAGCACCACAUGCUUCCAGAUGUGCUGGAAGCAGCUAACUACACCAUCGCCACGGAGAUGGCCACUCUUCUGCGAGAAAGACGGGACCAUCUCCUGGGCUUGAACGUCCACUCGCUGAUGGCGGUGUUGGAUGCCGAAGAAAUUCCAGCGGUGAAGGAGGUGGAGCUGGUGGAGCUGGCGCUGGAUUGGUUGGGUGAGAACGGCCCCCUCCCGCCGCUGCAAUCCAAUCAGUUGCUGAGCCGCUCGCGCUUUGGAUUGAUCGCUCCCGAGGACCUCACACGCCUUAGCCAUGCCAGCAAAGCCAUGAGCACCCCUCUAAUCAGGAGCCAGGUGACAAGGGCGCUGGAGUACCACAGCGCAGGUUCGGCAAGGCCAAUUAGGCAAAACAAACAGUCGACGCUCAGGGCGGCCAGUCGUGUGUUACUUGUCGGCGGAGGCUCGAGUCCAGAUUGUCCGGAGCAGCAGGUGUUGACGUUCGAUCCCCAAACCAGGACCUUUGCAUCCCUUACUUCCUGCCUUCCCCUGAUACUAAGGAACCACUGCGUAUGCUCCUUGGGCGGCUUCCUCUUUGUGUUGGGCGGGGAGGCGGUGAGCCAGGUGGACGGGAAAACGGUUGCAGCAGAACCCUCCAACCAGGUGUGGAGGUACGACCCCCGUUUUGAGUCUUGGCAGCGGGUAGACGCCAUGUUGCAGAAGAGGACCAAAUUCGCCUGCUGCGCCACCGCCCAGGGCAUCUACGCCAUCGGGGGGCAACACAUGCCCGCCGAUGCCGACGCACCCGCCACGCUGGCUUCCGUGGAGUUUUACGACUUAGACGCGGGGGCUUGGAAGAGGAGACCACCUAUGCCUACAGCGCUCCACGGCCACGCUUGCGCCGGGCUCGAGCAGAACAUUUACGUGUCGGGUGGUCUCUCGGACAACAGCGGUGUCGACUUGAUCCUAGGCCAGAGCCGAUGCAGAAAGGAGGUUCUGUGUUGGGACAACACAGGCAGACUCUGGAAAAAAGCGGCACCCAUGUCCGUCGGGAGGUUCGGACAUCGCCUGACGAGUGUCCACGGUCACAUUUACGCCCUUCUCGGAAUGUACGAGACCUAUUGCGAGAUCGAGCGCUAUGACCCGGGAAGAGACCUUUGGACGCGCCUUCGGCCGCCGCUCACCGCUUCGUUUGGCUACGGAAUGGCGGUAGCACCGAACGGGAACAUCUUGGUGUUCGGCGGGAGGAAAUGGAGCAAUGGGCAGGAGGUGGUGCUGAAGAGCGUGCUGGAGUACGACCCUAAGAAAGACCACUGGAGGGAGAUCUGUCAGCUUCCGAGACCCCUCACGGGAACCGAGUGCACGUUACUACCCGUGCCUGACUAAAGCCCAAAACAGGUAGCUCGCUCGCAUUUCACGUACAUUUUGCCGCUAAGAUUAGGAGCUAGCUAGCUAACUAAGCCCCAGUUGGUUUGUUGUCUCGGUCUUGAGUGAGGAUAUCGUAGCUCGACAUAAACU